CUCACUAGGAACACACAACGCACACUGCUUACCUCUCAUCUCACACCCCAGACCGUCAUGGAUGAACUUGACAUGCUUUUAGAGGAGUUGGCUCAGAGCUCUACCCAGACUUCAAAUGUUCCUGCACCCAUUCCACCCAAAACUCUCCAACUGGGAGCCUCGGUUAAAAGUAACAACACAACUCAGCUUGAACAAACUGAAUCUUCUGGAUUUGUUGCUGGUCCAGGAAAGACAUAUAAUCCCUACAGUGUGGUUCCAGUCCCCGUGGAAGCAGGAGUGAUGAGUCCCGGCACAGCUACACGAGAGCUCGACUCCAUCAUGAAUGAACUGCUAGGGCUAGGCCUGGAGGUUUCAGAACCAGUUCCCACAUCAAACCCACCUCCAGUGGCUUGCAAGUCAAUAAAAGACAAAAAACCUGAGGAAACUAAAGAAAGUGAUAGUGGAAGCCAAAAAGAGACUAAGAAACCACAGCAUCCUCCUCUGUCAGAGAAAGUAUCCAAGAAUGUGGAUGCUAUAGACGACCUGCUGGGCUCUCUCAGUACGGACAUGGAGAAAAUGGGGGUCCGCACUGCUGCCAAAGGCAAUUGUGCUUCUUGUGACAAGUGUAUAGCUGGGAAGAUGAUCACAGCUCUGGGUCAGGUGUGGCACCCAGAACACUUUGUGUGUACGGCAUGCAGGGAAGAACUCGGCACUUGUGGUUUCUUUGAGAGAGAUGGCAAGCCGUACUGUGAGAAAGACUACCAGAACCUCUUCUCCCCUCACUGCGCUUACUGCAAGGGUCCUAUUACUCAGAACAUUCUAACAGCGAUGGAUCAUACAUGGCACCCAGAACAUUUUUUCUGCGCCCACUGUGGAGAUCUGUUUGGACCUGAUGGUUUUAUGGAGAGAGAUGGUAAACCAUAUUGCUCUAGGGAUUUCUACCGCCUCUUUGCACCCAAAUGCUCUGGCUGUGGAGAGCCAGUGAAGGAGAACUAUCUGUCUGCAGCCAAUGGAACCUGGCACCCUGACUGCUUUGUCUGUGCGGACUGUCUGAAGCCUUUUACAGAUGGUUGCUUCCUUGAGUUGAAUGGUCGGCCCCUCUGUUCCCUGCACUAUCACUCUAGACAGGGCACUCUGUGUGGGACCUGUGGAGAGCCCAUCUCGGGUCGCUGCAUCGCUGCUCUGGACCGCAAGUUUCACCCUGAACACUUUGUGUGUGCGUUCUGCCUUCGGCAGCUGAGUCAAGGUGUGUUUAAGGAGCAGGGAGGGAAGCCGUACUGUUCGGUAUGUCACGAGAAACUCUUUGUGUGAAAGAAGUGACGUGAUUCCAGAAGUGUUUUCUUCAAUAAAAACAAUAUUUAGUGAGGGACUUCAGCUUGCAUCAUGAUUAUUUUUUUAGAUUUAAUUUAAGAUUAUUUUAAUAUAUUAGUAAUUAAA
Messenger RNA from Sinocyclocheilus anshuiensis, 1416 nucleotides. RefSeq names its product leupaxin-like. The record is from RefSeq and is a predicted model, not a curated record. The transcript is spliced from 9 exons. Gene Ontology annotation, molecular function: actin binding; muscle alpha-actinin binding. Bases 58 to 1290 code for a protein of 410 amino acids. Gene Ontology annotation, cellular component: adherens junction; filamentous actin; Z disc. Lineage: Eukaryota; Metazoa; Chordata; Actinopteri; Cypriniformes; Cyprinidae. Gene Ontology annotation, biological process: heart development; muscle structure development; actin cytoskeleton organization.